Cydia strobilella is the source of this 2115-nucleotide messenger RNA. RefSeq lists its product as uncharacterized. The transcript has 12 exons. The coding region runs from base 183 to 1511 and encodes 442 amino acids. Gene Ontology annotation, cellular component: nucleus; chromosome, centromeric region. NCBI's taxonomy places the organism in Eukaryota, Metazoa, Arthropoda, Insecta, Lepidoptera, Tortricidae. The record is from RefSeq and is a predicted model, not a curated record. Gene Ontology annotation, biological process: meiotic chromosome segregation.
AUUCCUCUGUGUUUUUAAUUGUCUAUAGUCACCUAAUUUUCGUCGUUUUGAGUUUGAUUAGUAGAAAGAACGAAAACAUUUAAACAUAAUCAAAAUAAAACACUUAAUUUAGCAAGGAUUUUAUUUUCCUUGUGUGUUGUAAUCAAGUGUAACGUGUGACUGUUUCUUUCUCGAAAGUGUUCAUGGCGGCUCAAGAAGAUGAGAUUAAAAGUCUCAUAGAGAAAAAUAAUGAAUUGGUUCAAAAAGUUCAGUAUUGGAAGAUGACGGCGGCUCAGAGGGAAAAUGAGAAGUUGGAGCUAAUGAAAGAGACCAAUGAGCUGAGGCUCAAAGUGAUUCGCCUCAAAAGCGGCGGUGCCGCAGACGCUCGCAAGCUAGAUGCUGCACUUCAACAAGCUAGUGAGCAGGCUCUCUCCCACCUUGUGCAGGCCUCAAGUGCCGUCAAACGCACUAUUGAGUUAGCCAAGACUUAUAUGAGAGACCGGGAAGGCGCAGACACAGUUUCCACAAGAUGGAGCAACAUAAGCAACUCCACUGAGAAGGUGCACCGUGUGCCUCCCAUGAUGAUGGGUGGACAGUCCAUACAGCCCGUAGUUUCACUUAGCAGGACUACUCUGAACUUUAACGCUUCUAGACAAACAGCUAGGAGUCCAAUCUCUACUCGCAAUGUCACAGUUAGAGCAUUACCAAUGCAUAUGCUACAAGAUGUUUACAUUCCGCUUACGAGGAUAGAUGUGAGGGACAUUCCGAACCACAACGAGACUGAACAAGAGGCUACCGAUGACAGCGGGGACAACAUGCUGUUUGACUCAAGCAUGGAGGAGGUAGCGCAGGAACCUGAAAACAUGACUGAUGAUGACGAUUACGAAUUACCAGCUAGAGUGGAUAAUCCCCUGGAGGGUCCCAGCUGGUUACUGGACGCGCCGCGUGAGCCUGACUCCACUACCGAAGAGGCUCUUAACACACUUAACACUGACAGUCCUGAGACUCUGCCGGAGUCGGAGUCGGAGGCGGAGCCCCCGCGCAUGUUCACGCCCACCGUGCGCCGGCGCAGGCGCACCCCCACGCCGCCGCCGACGACCAGGGACUCGCUCAAUGGUUCGCUGUCCUGCUCUCGCGUCCUACAAGUCCUCGUACCUAAGCUACAAGUGCCGGAGCCGGAGUCGCCCGUCAACAAGCGCCCCAAACCGCGCUUCGACGCGCCCAGCCCUAACGGAGCUACCGACUCGAGAGUCAUCGUGUCGGAAGAAUUAGAAUCUCAAGCCAGAGAAAGAGAAUCGGGCGAGCCUAGCCGCACGCCCACCAAUAAACGCAAAGACACUAGACGGGGGCAAAACCAACAGGAGAGUUACAGGGACCAAGAGGGACAAGGGCAACAAGAGAGUUACAGGAGAGACAGCGGCGACAGCGAUAGCGGAAGCGGAGCGGACAGAGCCAGCGAGGGCAGGACGCGGCGGAACAGGAAGCCGGUCACUUAUAAAGAGAAGCCUUUAAAUCGGAAACUACGGAGAUGAUAGCAGCCGUCGACAGUAGGCGUAUUAUUUAUUGUUUUUAUUAACUAUUUGCGGUUACAGUUUAACAUUAUUUGUACCAAAAGAAAGAGAUGCACCGGAUAUUCGUUAACUAUCCGGUAUCCGGCCCUUAUUUUAAUAUCCGGCCGGAUACAGGAUAGUGACCUAUCUAUCCGGCCGGAUACCGGAUAGUAACUGCUUGAUUUCGGAGUAAAAAAAUUGGAGAGAAACAGUCACGGUCAUAAUCGUGCUCGUUUAUUAUUUUAAAAUUAUUUAAACAUGCCACUCACUUGUACGCGCACUCAUUUCGAACCUAGAAAUGAGUGCGCGCGAACGUUCACUACGAAACAGGUCAAAAUCUGCACAAUGCCCACCUUAUAAACCGAAAUGUGGGUAUAUUGCCGCCGGCCUAAUAUUCGGCAGCCGGAUAUUGAAUAUUCGGCCGAUGGUCAGGCCGAACAUUCGGUAUCAGGCCAAACAACUAUCCGUUGCAUCUCUGUUUAGUUCUUCCCACCUCAUUUUCAAUGGUCUAUCUAGUGUAGGACCCAAUAAUGUGCGUUGUUAUGUAGUUUUUAAAAGGUUAUAUGGGGCAUUUUCUAUGAAAAGG